CAGGGGAAUGAAGUGUCACCUUUAUGGUGCAUUAGGAUGGGAUUAGAGCGGAGCCGGGCCCUGGCGGUCGUUUACUCGUUUGCACAUGCUGCCCUGCUGGAGACAAAGUCCAUGUGUUCAUGAGCCCCAGAAUGAUUGAACCCCAUAGCACAAGUAACAAUAGCUUACCAAUCUCAAUUUUUUUAUUUUUUGAAAAAACAUCCAUGACAGCAAUUUUUUAGUGAGUGCUCACUAGGCAAGACGGAGCAACGUCAAAUAAAAGAGAGCAUGCCAUUUAGUACACACGCAGUGAUGCUUCAUUAGAUUCCCGUCCAACAACACGCUUCUGCGUCCAUUAUAACUAUGAGCUUGCAUUAUAUUGCAGCAUGCAUAUGGACACGCAUCAUCGAUCAGUGCCAACUCAGUCUACCGGCCGGCUAUAGGAUUAUUAGCUCACGGCAGACAGAUCGAUAUAGCUAGCUCAAGCACCGUAUAGUAGCUCACAAAGAUGAAAUACUACUUCAAUGCAAGUAGCGAGUAUUGCAACAAAUCAGUUGAGCUCUAUGUGUACAACCUCACCUCCUCCUACACUGACCAGAGGAAUGAGGCCCCCAUGGUGGCCACCUCCGUGGUCAUGUUCAUUCUCGCCGCACUCUUCUUCAACCUCAACCUCUUCAGCCGUUUCUCCGACGUGAGCGCUAUACUGAACCCCAGCGUCCGCCUCUUCCUCAACACCUCCCUGUCCCUCUUCCUCCCCGUCAUGUCCUACCUCUUCUCGGAGGCCAAGAACGACAGCGGCGCCGGUGGCCAGAUGACGGAGCUCUCGGUGCGAGCCCGGACUAUCCUCAUGUGGAUGCUCCUGGUGGAGCUCCUCCGCAGGAAAGUGGAGGAGAUCCUAGUGACUGCGGCAGGCGCGCAGGGAUAUUCAGGCAACAUCGAGCGCGCCACCCGGAUCGCCUGGCUGGGCUACCUCGUCUUCUACAACCUCAGGAGCGCCGGUAAGAAGGCGCUGUAUGGGAUCCUAUGGGUCUUUGCUGCUGCCAAGAUGGUGCAGAGGUUCGUCAGCCAAGAGCUCGGAAAGCGUUCCUUCGCCUAUGGCAAGAACCCCCAGCUUCUCUCCUCCUACAUGACCAGGAUGCUCCAGGAUGGUGGUGCGGAGCAUGAAAGCAGCAGCAACAAAGGGUCGGAGCUUCUGAAGCGGUGCAACUAUGUGGUGAUGGGUGAGGAGGAGCUGCAGAGGAAGGCCGGCCCGGACGGCUACGACCUCGUGUCGCUGGCGGAGGCCCUCAGGAAGCGCGACUCCUCCGUCGUCACGGUCGGCAAGAUCUGGAAGCUUGCCGAUGAUAACAAGGACAAGUUGCUUCGGAAGGACCCCAGGCUGAAGCGGCUCUGCCUCUCCUUCGCGCUCUUCAAGCUGCUGCGCCGAAGGCUGGAGGACUUCCCCAUCAGCAGCGAAGAAGCUCGCAGCUGCCACGACCUCAUCUUCAAGGGCCUCUGCGAAGAAGAAGAGGGCAACGCUACGGAGGACGGGACUGGGAGUGGGAGGGCCCUGUUCCAAGUGUUGAACAACGAGGUCCAGUUCCUGUGCGAGUACUACCACUCCGUGCAGCCCGUGGUGUUCGCGAGCCCCUUCUUCUUCCUGACCAACUACAUCCUGUUCCCGGUCAUCGUGUGGGCAUUGUCCAUCCUCACCAUCAUCCUGUGCAGCCACGGAGACGUGUCGUACGCCUUCCGGAGCUUCGAGGCCGACAACUACGCCGUGUCGGUGGGCGUGAUGAAGCUGAUGGGAUGCAUCCUGCCCAAGAUCACAACCUCGCCGCCGGAACUCUUCACCGUCGUCGACCUCUCCGUCACCGGCCUCCUCCUCCUCGCCUUGGCCUACGAGGAGGUGUGGGAGUUCGUCGUGUUCCUGCUCUCCAACUGGUUCAUGGUGUCGCUGGUGUGCAGCUACACCUCCAAACCCGGGUGGCGGGACAGCCCGUUCCUGAGUGGCGUCAUCCGCCGCAUCCUGUGGGUGCGCGACAGGCUGAGCCACCCUAACGUGUGCGUGAAGCAGUUGUCGCUGCUCUGGUGCCAUUGCCGCCGGCUCUCCUCGGCACUACUGCCAACCAAGGCCGUGCCUCUGGACGCCAAGAAAGCUCUCAUGGCACGGCUGCGGGACGUCAGCGAUGACGCCCCUCUCAGCAACGGCAGGUCGGCGCUGCAUCAGCAGGCGGAGGAGCUGUCGUGGGCGUGCGAGAGCGGCAGCAUCGCCGAGGUCAUCCUGACCUGGCACUUGGGCACCGAGAUGCUGGCAGCCAAGCACCCGGCGCCGAAGAAGCAAAAGCCGGCGCCGGGAGCCGGCUGUAGUACUACUAAUAACCGGAAUGUGGGCAUGGCGCUGUCGAGGUACGGCGCGUACCUGGUGGCAUUCCACCCGGAGCUGCUCGCCGACGAGACGGACGGGACGAAGCGCGUGUACAGGGAGACCAAGGAGGAGCUGAGGAAGGGGAUGGGCUGGUUGGGCUACUACUGCUCCGGACAGGGCGCCCGGCUCAGGAAGCUGAUGGAGAUGGCCGCAGCAAGGCAGAACAAGCACGAGCCGCCGGCGACGACGCUGGGAAAGGGAGCCAGGCUGGGGAAGGCUCUGAUCGACAAAGCGACCGGGCGUGACGAACCUGUGUGGAAGCUUGUGGCGGAGGUGUGGACGGAGGUGGUGGCGUACGCGGCGCCGACGGGGAGCGAGCAGCACGUGAAGGCGCACCGGGAGGCUCUGGCGCUGGGCGGCGAGUUCAUCACCGUGCUGUGGGCGCUCACCACCCACACCGGCAUCGCCCGCGGCGGGCCGGUGACGGCGACUCCAGCCACGCCGCCUGCGUUCGUUUAGAUGUGGCGCGACGGUUUGCUCUCGUCUCGCCAUUGUUUCCGUUCCGUGCGCGUGUUUAUUACCGUAUUAUCUGCAGUCUGCACCGUACUCGAUGAUCAGUAUGUGUUGUUUAGAGCAUCCGGAGUGUGAGGCCUACACACACGCAGAGAGAACAUCGAUCUGAGAAAACAUAGCAGAAAAGACGUAACGUAAGUUAGUCCCCAUGCCACAGGCAACUUGAGGUUCGGACGUAUCCCUACGCUUCCUUAGCCCUUGUCGAACGGAGCUAGCGAAGUCGCCAGCCGCGCUGGAGGAGAGAGAGAAAAAAAAAUACUAAUUCACUUCUUCUCUUUCCCCAGUCGGCCACCAGACUCAGCUUCCUCCCUCACAUCAUCUCGAUACACGUGAUUUCGCUUGCUAGUUAUUUAGUCGCUAGCUAGGCUUCUUUCUCCCAUGUUUCCCCCAUCCACCAGUGGCGGACCCAGCGGGUAGUCCAGGUAGGCCUGGGACUACCCGCUGAUUUGGCCCAAAAAUUUUUUUAGCGGAUCGGAGGCCCAGCCCAAUCCACACUCCCGGCCUUGUCUUCCGUCUCUGCAGACCGCAGCCUUCACUCCGCGUCUGAGCAUCUCCGCCCAAGCCGCCGCCGCCCGUAUCUCCUCUCGCGGUCUCCUCGCCUCUCCCAUUUCCCGGCUCGACGGCACAGCUCCGUCCGUGGUCGUCCCCGGCUGGCAGCGCCACAGCAGCACGGCCGCGGCGGCUCACCGGCGCGGCGACCGCCACCCAUCUAGCCCCAGGCCCCAGCCCUAGCCACUCGCGGUGCCCCGGCCUGUGGACUGCGCCAUGGCCGGCCCCGGUGGUGUCUGCCGUCCAGGGCGGGCACGCGGCAAUGAGGCGCCGGGGCCUCGAGAGCUCGGCCGCCUGAGAAGCCGACAAGUCCGACCGUCCGGCCGGCCCUUGUGCUCACUGCUCUACAGGUUAGGGUCUCUCCAAGGAGUUUAUUUUUUUUUCCCCCAUUUCAGAAUUCAUAUCUGUGCAGAAACUGGGACCAGGAUAUGCUAGUAGUAGUGAAUUAGUAGAGCAAUUUAGUCAGUAGAGCACUUGUUGCAAUAAUUUAGCCAUAAAUUCAGAGGUUGAUAUGUUCUUUUUGCUAUUAUGUGUUGUCGUUUGUCAGACAAGUGGGAGAGGGUUAAAUCAACUAAUCAAGAGAUGUCAUGUUCAAUUUAAGUUGUUAUUUGGAGAUAUUUUUAAUGUAUUAAUGCAUUUUUGGUUA
Molecule: messenger RNA, 4094 nt
Organism: Panicum virgatum (switchgrass)
Lineage: Eukaryota; Viridiplantae; Streptophyta; Magnoliopsida; Poales; Poaceae
Exons: 1
Coding region: 488-2845 (785 amino acids)
Source: RefSeq, a predicted model, not a curated record